This is a messenger RNA of Trichoplusia ni (cabbage looper), 8271 nucleotides long. RefSeq lists its product as uncharacterized. The transcript has 4 exons. Bases 238 to 8172 code for a protein of 2644 amino acids. The record is from RefSeq and is a predicted model, not a curated record. Lineage: Eukaryota; Metazoa; Arthropoda; Insecta; Lepidoptera; Noctuidae.
CAAACACUGUCAGAAUGAAAACAAUAAGGCAAGUGUCUAAAUUCCCGUGACUGAGAAAAUUCAUCGUAAAAAAAUCUCGUUCAUAAUAUACUUUCGGUGAUAAAUUCCAGUGGUUUUUGUAAAGAAAAUUGGUUUCCAUUUUAAUUGAAGUCAAAUAAUUUCAUAACAAGCAACCGAAAACUAAAUCAAAAGCAAAAAAUGAAAGCGCACAAAAAAAAUAAUGAUAAAUAAGAAGAAAUGAAAGAGAGUAAAGCUGUAUAUGUUACGAAACGUGAUAGAAGGUACGAAGGUAGCAAAGAGAAGCAAUCAUAUGAGAAUAAGGUUCAAAACAGUAGAGACAACUCCCCACAGUCACUAAGAUAUGCGCAGCAAACCCAAGAGGCGGGGUGCCAGUGCGAUUAUAAGCGGGAUAACCUGAUUUGCACGUGUAGACAUCUGGCAACGAUAAGGAAAAAACAAGAGAAAGAGAUUAGGUACUUCGGUCUGCCGAAGCAGAUAUACGCUUAUCACGGAACGAGGAGCUUCACCGAUAUUGGUGUUGGGAGUGUCAAAGCUUUGCAGAGGAAGAAGGUUAAGAGGAUUUAUUUGCCGGAGACUGACGAUCGAGGCGUCGGGAGCUCGGAUUUGACUUCGUUUGUCAACCGAAGAAACAGACAACAGCGCGGCAAUAGUUAUUAUGAACAAAAACGAACUUCAUCAAAGUGCGUGGGAGGUAUACUAGAGUACAACACUGGGUGCGUUAUGAGCGAAAAGCUGUCUCCUAUAGUGCAAACAGUAUCUGGAUCCACUAGUCCGAGAGACUCCACGUACAAUAGAAACAUAGAAAUAGGCAGCAAUACAGUCGUCAAAAGUCUAGCAAACACAACAACACAAGUAGAAGAACCAAAAAAAGAAAUAGAAGUAAAACCAGAAGUUAAAAUAGAAGAAGUUAAACCAAUACUAAUGGUGAAGGAAAUAGUCAAGGAAGAAACGAAGGAAAUGAAAAGUAAAACCUUAGAAGUUAUCAAACCUUCAGUACUUAAAGAUAAAGACGUAGAAAAGGAUUUUUCUUCAGACUCCUUAGUUCAACAUGUUCAUAACCUUGAGAAUCCAAGCGAUUACAAACCUAGUCGAACGUCUCUGGAAGCGACUGAUCCCAUGGAAAAUAAACUUGAAAGGGAAUACAGAAAGAUAUUCACGAAUAAGUCCAAAGAUACGAAAUCGAGUAACGAGAGACCCAUGGGGGAUUUUAAGAGUACGUCUACACUGAAACGUAGAUUCGAAGCUUUAAGGCGAGGCUUAGCUAAGAAAGAAGAUUCUAAAAAGAACGCUCUGAAUGUUUCUGACGUUACUAGUCCACCAAGUAUGGCCAGUCGUAAAGACGUUUCCAUCAAUUCCGACCCACCAUCUCUUGAAGGCAGAUCAUAUUCUAGUACUAAGCCUUACACCCCUUUUCCAACCAGCUACAGUCGCGAUAAACCUACGUAUAGUUCUAGAGCCUCAUCACACUACAGACGGUCAGUCACCAGCAGAAAAGAAAGGGGUAGUUCCCAAUGGUCAUCAAGACCAGAUGACGAGGACAGUGAAUGUCAAGGAGUCAAAGGAAUGUUUAAGUUAUGGGGAAAGAAAUUCAACCUAGAGGAGGAUUACUAUAACAAAAAGAACCCAACCCCCAAGCCCUCGUACGUACCCCCAAAAGAACCUCCAAAGAGACCUGAAAAGAAAUUCCCGGAACCAAAGUUAGUUAUAAAAGACGAUGUGGAAGUGAAGAAAGAUGGAAAACGUUUUUUCUUUUUUAAAAAGAAAAAUAAAUAUAAAGAGAAACCUUACAAAGCAAAAAAGGGCGUUACCACUGGUAGGUGCGAAGUGAGAGAUGGGUUGAUGAUCAAAAUUGGUGGAGGAGGUACCUCGUAUAUCCCAGAAACUGUUAUUAAAGAACCUGAGGCUGUGCCAGAUGAUUACGAUGAUUUAAUCAGAAAGGCUUGGGUCACAAAAUUCAUGUCACAUGCAAUAGAAUCACGAAACAGUGUACAAGUCCGAUGGAACAACAAAACUUACGCCACCAGCAGCAGUACUGUAUUUGAACUCAUGGAUAACGUAUACAAAGAUACAGGCGUAGUUUUCCGAUCCAAAAGUCAAGUGACAGUCCAUUCAUCUUACAAGUCGUAUACGGCGCAACAUGUCAAUUUCGUUCACCAAAACAUAGAAGCAUGGAUGGUACCUAAAACUCUUACAGACAAACCGAAGUUACUCCCGAAAAUGAGAUGUAAGUCAAACGAGGACCGAAAAGACAAUAUCGAAGUAAGAAUUUCAGAUCAAAAAUGGUUUAUAGAUAAAUCAAAAGCAUUUUCACAUAAAAUUGAAGUUGUAUUACAUUCUAAUAAUAUGGUUAAAUUAAAUAAAGAAGAGAGUUCAGAAUAUCUAAGGAUUGAUAUCCCAAAAGGUUUUUUUAUAGAUUCAAGUAGUGAUGAAAAUAAGAAUGGUGCUAACCAGUCAAGCGACGAAGAAGUUUAUAAAAUAGUUGAGUAUGAAACUGGUAGUGAUCUAAAGAAGGAUAAGACAGUUCGUAACUUUGACAUAGGUGAUCAUAAACAGAAUAAUAUUAAAGUGACAGUGAGUGUUAAAGAGAGCAAAGAUUAUGACGCGCAGUACAUUGAUACUUUAAUGAAGCAACCUCCGGUUUAUAAGAAUGUGUCUUUCAAAGGCAGUAAGGUGUACAUCCUUAAGAGGUGCGAUGUUAUCGGCGUGGGAAUUAUCACGCAGAGAGAAUUGAGAGAUAAACGGAAGCCCAUUUUAAAGAUUCAAGAUGACUAUUCCGAUGAUGAAUAUGAGAACCAAGGACUGAGAAUAAGCCCCACGAAAUGCGAGUUGGCGGAGAGUUACCUGCAAGAGUUCUACCGUCAUUGCACGCCUCUAGGCAUCGACUCAUACUCCUGGUGCGUCAGCGACUCCCAUCUCAGAUGCUGCUCGGAAAACUCAAAAGCAAGCUAUAAUAACCAAGGUGACGGCACCAAAUCAUGCCCCAAUAUCUAUGAUGACUUCCAAACUGCCACCAUUGUGUCGUCAUGCGCCGCUUCAUCCUGUAGUCAUUGCCAUCUAUACGACGCAGAGUCUUCGAAACCAUCCGAUAAAUGUUGUAAAUGGUUGGGAAAAUUAUUGAAGAAAAAGGGGCACGAUAAACGAACACUUCCAAAAGACUCGAUUGAGGUGUUCAGAAAAAGGAAGCUAUACGCAGCGAGCGACAAAUCAAAAUGGUCGUGCCCCGAGUAUUCGCAGAGCUUGCAAAACAUGCCACCCUGCUCGCAGACGCCCUGCCCAGGCAUGCAGAGACCCAGCUGUGAGAGUAAAGGCGGAAUGCUGAUUGACUGCCCAAAUAAUAAGCCUUGGAGCAGGCCUGUAGAACAGAAGGUGAAGAAACGAGUGUGUAAAAAACAUGUUUCUCUACCGAACUGCGAGGCCAUGAGUGAGUCACUCGCUAAGCGGUUGGAGAAUGUGGUACCUUCGGGGAUCUUAGCGUUCAAAGGUUCAGCGGGUUGUGACGCUUGUAAAAAAAAAGGCUGCUGUCCAAAACACGCAAUAAUUAUCCCGCAACCGUCUUGUGAGAUCCCAAGAGCCGCGUGCAGAGACUCUUGUGAAAAGAUGAAAAACCCGCCGUGUGCUAAGUCGAAGACGUCUUGUGAGCAUCCCGGGCCGUUGACUUGUCCCGGCGCUUGCCCUACUAGCAAGAAGGGGUCUUGCCCGCCUUCUCCCGCUAUAAAGCCACCAACUCCAAAACUUUCGAGAUCAUGCCCUCCGAGCCCUCCCCACAAAAAAAAGUCCUGCCCAUCUCCUCCUCAUUCCAAAAAGUCAAAAUCGCCUUGCCCGUCUCCCCCUCAUUCAAAAAGAUCUAAGUCGCCGUGCCCUUCUCCCCCCUUUUUCAGGAAGCUACCUUCAUGUCCUUCGACGCCCACACGUUCAAAGAAACAUCACACAUCUUGCCCUCCAUCGCCAGCAAGAAGGCCACCAUCUCGUCCAGCGACUCCACCAUGCAAGCGUCCUCAAUCACCUCCGUCUCCGCCACCCUGUAUGCGAAGGUCCCCUCGUAGCCCUUCACCUCCAUCAAGUCCUCCUCUCAGACCUAUUUUUCCCUAUCGGUCCCCGCCGGCAAGCCCGCCACCAUGUAGAAGAUCUCCCCCUUGUCCGUCACCGCCGCCGAGUCCUCCACCCUGCAGGAGGCCUGGCCUCUCACCUCCAUCAAGUCCUCCUUGCAAGAGAACGUCUCCUUCUUCCUCACCUUCCUCGAGUCCUCCGCCUUGUAGGAGGCCUGCUCUGAAUCCGUCACCACCCACGAGCCCGCCACAGUGUAUGAGACGUCCAGCAAGUCCGUCACCUCCUGGCAGUCCGCUAAGUCGGAGGCCUCCUUCAUGUCCCCCAUCGCCACACAAGAAGCAGUCGUGUCCACCAACACCUCAGCCUUGUAAACGAGCCCCUGCUUGUCCUAGCCCUCCUAAUAAGAAGCCGCCGACGUGUCCCUCGUCGCCCCCUCCAUGUAGGACUCCGCACUCUCUUCCGUCCUGUCCCCACAUCCCACCAUCGUGUCCUCACUCGCCGCCGUGUCCUCCACCUCCCCCACCCUGCCCCCAUUUCCCGCCUUGCCCCCUGCCUCCUCUGUCGGGUCCAAACACGCCACCUACGCCUCCACUUUCCUGUCCUCACUCACCUAAAUGUGUUCCUCACUCACCGCCCUCUUCUCCGCAUCAGCGUACUCGACCUCCUUCUCCUUCUCCCCCAUGCCCGUACGCUCCGGCUUGCUCUUCACCGCCGCCGUGCCCUUAUAUCCCACCACCUUGCCUCUACAUUCCACCUUGCUAUCAGAAACCUCCAUCUACUCCUGGUCAUAAGCCUUCUUCGUUGUCACCUCCGUGCGCUCGCCGUAAGUCACCCAAACAAUGUCCAGCAUCGCCACCAGCGUGUCCCACAUCACCUCCUUCGUGCUGCUCAGUAGACCCUAACCGCUGCCCGGCGUUACCACAUCCAUGUAAAAAAUCCUCAAAGAAUAUCUGUCAGAAACUAUCACCAUUUUUUCGAAAGAAACCUCCGUGUCCGAGUUCACCGCCGUGUAAGCCGACGCCUUGUAAACCAUCUCAUUGCAAAGCAUUAGGGUGCCAGCAUUCGCCUUUGAAUACGCCGCCUUCCAAAAGGCCUAUACCAUCGCCUUGUCAAAAGUUUUCGAUGACAUCCUGUUCCUACGGAUCAAUGAAGCAUCGCGGCCCGGAGCCACCAUACGUUUACUCCCCUGUCCAUCCCUGCCCUCCAGAGCAAGAUAAACCUAAAAAGUCUGCAUCACCCUGUAAAACACCUCCUUGUAACAAGAAUCGUCCUAAGUAUAAACAACCUUCAUUCGAUUGCCAAGCCAAUCCCGAUGCAUCCAACCAGGGACCAUAUAGUCGUCCACAAUGCGAUCCAUGCUUCACGUCAGCAGACGAAUUUCCCUGGCCAACCAAAAAUCAAGUUUCUAAUCAAUCGUCAAUGUCAUCUCUUUAUCAGUCUCAAAAUCAACCGAAGGAGGAACUUGCAUAUGGAUGCACUAAAAAGUGUCCUAAUAUGCAUAAAGAAGCAGCUGGUGAUGAACCUCCACCCCCGAAAAAAGACUGCAAGAAAAGUUGUCCUAACCGGAAAGGCUCGCCACGCCCGCCCUGCAUUCCCGAGAUGAAGUGUCCGCCCCCACGCUCUACUGCCUCCUGCACCGAACCUCGGCAGACUCCGUCAGAGCCAGUCCGAUGCAGAAGCAAAUCUAAAAUGUCCGGACUUUUUCUUAAAAUGAAGCCUGUUCCACCCCAUAAAAAGAAAGCAGUCUGCUCCAAAGAUUGCCUAGCCUGGGAGUCACAGCAGCAAGAUGACGGUUGCAUAAGUCUAAAUUCAGAAGAAAAAAUUACAAUACGACUUAAAAAGGAUUCACCAAGCACUGACGAACUCAGAGAAGGAUUAAACAUCAAAGUGCAAGACGAAGAUGGAAUGACACUGUUUGAGAGGAAAGAUUAUAGGUUGCAGCAUGCAGGCAUGAAUAGACCUGAAGUGCUAGGAGACAUGUAUAGAACAUCGGAAGUGCGAAGAGUGACGACAACUAAAUCGGUGAAAGACUUAUCUGAAGGUAAGAACAGCCCUAAACAGAUGGUUGAAGGAAACAGCGACGUAAGCAUAGCCAAUCUCAUAGAGAUCCAGUUUAAAUUGAAAGUCACGCAAGGAGAGAAAACAACAGAAAUUAAUAUCGCCAACGACGGAGAUAAGGAGAAUGAAGACGAUAAGUUAGACAUCUUAGAGCCUGUUAAUAAAAGUCCUCAAGAGAUAUUUGUCCUUAAAAAUGGAAGCGAAAACCCAGAAAUUCACUCAGACCCAAAGAAUGAUAUCAACAUUCGUAUAGUUAUUAAAAACUUUAAACCUAAAUCGGGGGUAAAUAAAUCUGUGAAACCAAAACGUGAGGACUACGGUAAAGACUUCGCGAAGAAGAUAUCAGCGAAGUUCCACACUGUAUCGACUGGCUACAGUGAUGUAUUACAUGAUGACAAUGUGUUCUCAGUACACCGAGCUACUGUGGACCUGACGUCAUCGAUCGAUAAGUCUAAAACUCAUAGCAAUAAAAGUGAAGAAAUUAUGAGCGAGACGUUAUCAGGACAUGGCAAGGUCAGGUCAGCGCCAUCUAUCUGUAGAUGCGUCAUGACUGACAUGUCAGACUGUAAGAUAGAUUAUGAAGACUUGAAAUCUAUUUCGAGUAGGAAAUAUAGUACGAACAGACACACAGACACUCAGGAAGAAACAGUAACGACUGAUACAGACAAUAAGCCUGCACAUAAAUACGAUACCGAGACUGAAGAUUCUGAUAAGCAGACUGAUCAAAAGUAUGACACGGAGGAGACAGACGGUGAAAAACUUCCAGAAACUAAGUAUGACACAGAAGAAACGGAUACAGACAAACAUACAGCACCCAAAUACGAUACCUUCUUGUCUACAGAACAAGAAUCAACGACUGACCAAGAACCUAUCGCAGAAGAAGACACAUACAACGCAAAACCCAAAAGCAUAGAAGUCAUUAUAAAGCCACACACAAAAGACGAGAAAAAGGAAAUGCUAAAACAAGUUUUCGAAAAAGCGCACGAAACUAAAACGAAAAAUAAAACAAGGAUGAGGAAACUAAGAGACAUGCUAAAAGUGAUUUUAACAUCUGACAGUAGCGAUCACGAUGACGGCAAGUCUGUUCGGCCAAAUGAUUUAGCGAAAGACGUCACUUACGCGUCAUUAAAACCGAAUUACUUCAGGGAUAGUGACAGCAUGAACAAUUACUAUAGAACUGACAGCCAUACCCAACUUUCAGCGGAGAUUAACACUCAAGUUGUCUACCCGUCCGUUGAGAAUAACAGCGAUUGCAGUAACAGCAACCAAAGCGAAGCAUUCUCAUCAGAAAACGAAUCAACUAAUAGAGGUUGUAUGUGCAGUACGUUAGCCGCUAGAUUAAAACUAGCAUCAAGAAUUGGCGAGGGAGGUGGAUGCUGUUGUGGGACUAAAACCAUCAAUAAAAAGAACGAAGAGACAACAUGCGAUCUAAAAAAAGGUUCCGACUAUUUCCAAUAUGAUUACAAACAACUGGAUUACGUUGACGUCGAAACGCAAAACUCGAAUUACCUAAUCAGCAAAAUUAACAGUACUAAUCUAUCAACGAAUAAAAGUAUCAAAUCAAGUAUUUUAGGCGAUACGGAUACUAUACGAACAAAUUCAGGAGUAAUAAAUGUUGAUCAGAAGAAAUUUACGGUGAAGAAGAUUUCUCACCAUCAUCGAAGGGAAUGUGAAAUGCGUAAGUUUAAUAGAAACACCAUUUUGAGUAUAUCCGAUGAUGAUAAAAUAGUUCUACUUAGUAGCAAGCCGACGCGCGUUAGCGCAGAAUGUGCUAAAUGUAAAAUUAAAGAACGGAAGAAGAAAAUGAAAGACCCACUAUCUCUGCUAAAAGCUUCAGAUAUUUUGCAGUCUUACGAAACGAAAAAGGCUGUUCUAGAGAUUUACACGGAAAAGACUAUUUCGAAUGAUGGAGAGCAUUUGGUUGCUAAGCUACCAAAAUUUGUUUACGAUCGGGAAAGUGAAAUAGAGACGAAUUAUGAGGCGAUAGCCAAUGACGCGGAUAGCAUAUGCAAGAGAAAUAUUGUGAUGAUGGCAAUUACCAGAUAGUUGUUGGAUUUCCCGUGUUUUUUUUUGUCUUUGAUGGGAAUCUGUGUAGAUUGUUUAGGUUUCUAUUUUUUUAUAUAAUAUACGGUUUUUGUUUCUUAA